Molecule: messenger RNA, 861 nt
Organism: Spirodela intermedia
Lineage: Eukaryota; Viridiplantae; Streptophyta; Magnoliopsida; Alismatales; Araceae
Source: the annotation of a GenBank genome assembly
AUGAUCGGCGCGGCCUCACUCCGGUGCCACUGUGCGCCGUCUCUCGUCCUCGAGCGCGCGGAGAUCGGGUCUCGCCGGGCGAAGGCGCCGUCGUCGGCGGUGAGAUAUGUUCGUCCGGUGGUGAUUUGCAGCGCCAGCGGGAGCGGCACCGCGGAGAACGGUGCCUCGUCCGUGCCGAAGCUGGAGCCGUUCAGCAGGAGCAGGAUCGAGCGGCUCGUCAAGGACCCCUCCUUUCUCCAGAAGACCGAAAACGACCUCACCGGUGAGUUCCGCUGCCUUGUCUAUCCCGCCGGCCUCUAUUUUCCCCGGAUUUUGCGGUUCUUCUCGCCAACCCUCCCUGCGGAUCUUCUAAUCUCUGCGAAAAAUUCCAGAGUACUGCUCGAGGCUCGAAGGAGACGACUCGUACAGUUGCUGGAGGGCCUAUUUCGAGCUGAAAGAUCUCGAAGUGAGUAUCAAUUCUUCCGGGCCCCUCGUGUGUCCAGAAACCACCUUAUUUUCCGCUCUGAAAACGUCUAAUCUUCAUUCGAUCUCGUCGAAUUGCAGAAGGAGAUGCAGCAAGAUGACGUGGAGAAGUUCGUGAGGCAGGCGGGCGGGAACCAGUCCCUCAUCGACUGCCUUCACGGGCUUACGGCGGUGGAGAAGAUGCACAGCCAGCGGCACCCGGAGGAGGCCGUGCCGGUGAAAGCCGAGCGGGAGAAGGAGCGGCCGUUCCCGGUCCCCGACGGGUUGCCCCCCACCGCGGAGGAGCUGGAAGAGGAGGAGAAGGCCAGGAUGCCAGAUUCCCCCUUCACCCGCAUGCUACGACGCCGGGGGAGACUCCCCGCCUGGUACUCGCAGGCCCCCGACCACGAGACCGAUUGA